Messenger RNA from Ramularia collo-cygni, 1152 nucleotides. RefSeq names its product related to bifunctional GTP cyclohydrolase II/3, 4-dihydroxy-2butanone-4-phosphate synthase. Gene Ontology annotation, biological process: riboflavin biosynthetic process. The coding region runs from base 1 to 1152 and encodes 383 amino acids. NCBI's taxonomy places the organism in Eukaryota, Fungi, Ascomycota, Dothideomycetes, Mycosphaerellales, Mycosphaerellaceae. The record is from RefSeq and is a predicted model, not a curated record. The transcript has a single exon. Gene Ontology annotation, molecular function: GTP cyclohydrolase II activity.
AUGUCAGUCUUUCCUGCCCACGGCUCACCGCGGCCCUCCCAACGCUCCGGAUUCGACUUUGACGCCGACUUCUCCAACAAUGCCGCCGUGCCACCCCUCGUCAGCCCCGCACUCACGCCCUCCCACACACCUUUUCACGACGGUCAACGGCACGACAGACAGCCCGCCAGUGUACCCGUUGAACAGCCCGAUCAGAAGACAACUGGCGAUGCCGAGCCGAAGCUGCUGGAGAAGCUGCCCGAGGUGCACUGUGAGGUACGGGCACGUAUCCCGACGACAACCGGCCAAGAAAUGUUUCUACACCUGUACCGCAACAACGUAGACGAAAAGGAGCAUUUGGCGAUUGUGUUUGGUCCACACAUUCGCAGUCGGAGUUUAGACGAACCACGGCCACAUGAGACGGAGCGAGACCGCAUGAUCCGCGGCGCAUAUACCGGUACUUUGUUCCCUGGCCGUACCCAUAGCCGACUUGAUCAGAUUCGGCAGGAUGCAGGCGUGACGAAAUCUCCUCAUAUCAACGGUUCGCCAGUGUCCCCAACUUCUCCCACAAAGGACUGGUCAUACUCUUCCUAUCCUUCGGAGCUAGGCCCACCAUUGGUGCGCAUUCAUUCCGAGUGCUAUACCGGAGAGACGGUGUGGUCCGCGAGAUGUGACUGUGGAGAGCAAUUAGACGAAGCAGCCCGUCUCAUGUCGCUUCCCGCUCCCUCGCCUAGUACAUCGCCAGCUCUUGAAGAUGGCCCCGUAACGCGCUUGCCAUCGUCAGGUGGCGUCAUUGUCUACCUGCGACAAGAGGGGCGUGGAAUCGGACUUCUUAGCAAACUGCAGGCAUACAAUCUUCAGGAUCUGGGUCACGACACAAUGGAGGCUAACAUCCUCUUGCGACACCCUGGAGAUGCAAGAUCGUACGGUCUGGCGACGGCCAUUUUGCUCGAUCUUGGAUUGGGUGGAGACAAGGGCAUAAAACUUCUUACUAAUAAUCCUGAAAAGGUCCGCGCGGUCGAGGGACCAAACGGGGAAGUUCGUGUCGUUGAGCGGGUGCCUAUGAUUCCACUGGCAUGGUCCUCAGGUGGAAAGGAGGGCGUUCAAGGCCCGGAAGUGGAGAAAUACAUCUCGACCAAGAUCGAAAAGUUCAAGCACAUGUUCUCGUCGUGA